AUGUCUGAAGGCCAAUUCAAGCAGGGUUUCGAAAUCCCCGUCGCUCACCAGAAGCCUCCGGGUCUUCAGAGCGAACAGAAGGGUCCUGAGCCCGUCAACGAGCACCUUCCCACCGAGGAUGGCGGUUUCCAGCUCUACAAGGCCGCCGGCAAGCUUGAGGGCAAGAAGGCCAUCAUCACCGGAGGCGACUCCGGUAUUGGCCGUGCUGUUGCUAUCAUGUACGCCAUGGAGGGCGCCGACAGCUUGAUCGCCUACCUCGAAGUCGAGGAGAAGGAUGCACAGGAGACCAAGAAGAAGGUCGAGUCCUACGGUCGCAAGUGCCACUUGCUCCAGGUCGACCUCAAGAAGAAGGAGGACUGCCAGAAGGUUGUCGACACCGCCCUUGAGAAGAUGGGUGCCAUCAACAUUCUCGUCAACAAUGCUGCCUACCAGAACAUGGUCGAGGACAUCAAGGAUCUCUCCGAGGAGCAAUGGGAGUUCACCUUCCAGACCAAUAUUCACCCCUUCUUCUACCUCUCCAAGUACGCCCUUCCUCACAUGAAGAGAGGCGAUACCAUCAUCAACAACGCUUCCAUCAACGCCUACAUUGGUCGUCCUGAUCUCCUGGACUACACCAGCACCAAGGGUGCCAUCAUCUCGUUCACAAGAGGCCUACACAACCAGUAUGUCGGUCGUGGUAUCCGUGUGAACGCAGUCGCCCCCGGUCCCGUCUGGACUCCCCUCAUUCCUGCAACCAUGAACGAGAAGGCUCAAUCCGAGUUCAGCUCACCAAUUGGACGUCCCUCGCAGCCUUCGGAGAUUGCUACUUGCUUCGUCUUUCUAGCAAAUUCCGACUCCGCUUCUAUCGCCGGCCAGACCAUCCACGCCAACGGUGGUGUUGUUGUCAACGGUUAA
Molecule: messenger RNA, 894 nt
Organism: Aureobasidium vineae
Lineage: Eukaryota; Fungi; Ascomycota; Dothideomycetes; Dothideales; Saccotheciaceae
Source: the annotation of a GenBank genome assembly